GUUACCAUAAAGCAUGUUUCAUGUGUUGUCUGUGUAGUGCACCAUUUGAACAACGUAGCACAUAUCAUGAACACGAAGGCAAACUGUAUUGUGAAAGGGAUUUUCAUGUAUGACCGAAUGAUUCCUCCUUCUGUUACACCUAUUAAAGCCUUGGGUAAAUUGUAUCAUCCCGGGCAUAUUAAAUGUUAUCAUUGUUACGAUACCAUCAAUGAUAAAACAGGUUGGAAAGAAUAUAAAGGUCGAGUUUAUUGUAGACACGAUUUUAAAGCACUCUUUUUACCAAAAUGUCGUGCAUGUUAUCAACCUGUUGAAAAGAAUGCAGUCUCUGCUAUGGAUGGAAAAUUAAAAGGAAAAUGGCAUUUAGAAUGUUUUGGCUGCCACACAUGUCAUUGUCCUUUUCCAGAUAAUACAUUUUAUGUAUUUGAAGAUUCACCUUAUUGUAAAAGACAUUAUCAUGAACUUAAUAAUUCAUUAUGUAGAAAAUGUUCAGAACCCAUUGAAGGUUAUUGUGCUUAUACCAGUCCAGAAAAUUGGCGAUUUCAUCCAAACUGCUUUACAUGCGAGGUAACAGUGUUCCCUUUAUUAAAAAAAGAAAAGAAAGGCUUAUCAUUGUUAUUAUUUAUAGACUUGUCAUGUAAGAUUAGAUGA
Cokeromyces recurvatus is the source of this 648-nucleotide messenger RNA. RefSeq lists its product as uncharacterized. The record is from RefSeq and is a predicted model, not a curated record. Gene Ontology annotation, biological process: muscle structure development; actin cytoskeleton organization. Lineage: Eukaryota; Fungi; Mucoromycota; Mucoromycetes; Mucorales; Mucoraceae. Gene Ontology annotation, cellular component: stress fiber; adherens junction; Z disc. The transcript has 3 exons. Gene Ontology annotation, molecular function: muscle alpha-actinin binding; actin binding. The annotation marks the transcript as partial.